AGGGGACGCUCGGGCCGCGGCGAAGGCGCGGGACGCGGGCGAGGGUUCUCGUGGCUUCCUCCGGGCGUUCGGGACCGUGGAGCCCUUGCGAGGCGCGAGCGAGCCUGGGGCCGGCAACGAGCGCAGAGCGGGCCACGGGUGGGGAGCAGCGGGGCGGCCGGGCGGAGCGGGCUCCGAGCCCCGGGCUCCGCGGCUCGGGACACGGCUCCGGCGGCGGCGGCGGCGGCGGCGGCGGGGGCGGCGAUGUUCCACUGCAUUCCCCUGUGGCGGUGCAACCGUCAUGUGGAGGCCAUCGACAAGCGCCACUGCUCGCUGGUCUACGUCCCCGAGGAGAUUUACCGCUAUGCCCGCAGCCUGGAGGAGCUGCUGCUGGACGCCAACCAGCUCCGGGAGCUCCCCGAGCAAUUUUUCCAGCUAGUCAAAUUACGAAAGCUUGGACUCAGUGACAAUGAAAUUCAGCGGCUCCCCCCGGAAAUAGCAAACUUCAUGCAGCUAGUAGAGCUGGAUGUGUCUCGAAAUGAUAUUCCCGAAAUUCCAGAAAGCAUCUCCUUCUGUAAAGCGCUGCAGGUAGCUGACUUCAGUGGAAACCCCCUCACCAGGUUGCCAGAGAGCUUUCCUGAACUACAGAACUUAACAUGUCUUUCUGUAAAUGACAUCUCACUGCAGUCUCUGCCAGAAAAUAUUGGCAAUCUUUAUAACCUGGCUUCACUGGAACUGAGAGAGAAUCUUCUUACGUACCUUCCUGACUCUCUUGCCCAACUGAGGAGACUCGAAGAACUCGAUUUAGGAAACAAUGAAAUCUAUAAUUUGCCAGAAUCAAUUGGGGCGCUCCUACAUCUGAAGGAUCUCUGGUUGGAUGGAAAUCAACUGUCUGAAUUACCUCAGGAAAUAGGCAAUCUGAAGAGCCUGCUCUGCUUAGAUGUCUCUGAAAACAAGUUGGAAAGACUUCCUGAUGAAAUCAGUGGCCUGACUUCUUUAACAGACUUAGUCAUUUCCCAGAACUUACUGGAAACAAUUCCUGAUGGCAUUGGAAAACUAAAGAAACUGUCAAUCUUGAAGCUGGAUCAGAACAGACUCACACAGUUGCCUGAAGCCGUUGGGGAUUGUGAAAAUCUCACGGAAUUAGUUCUUACAGAAAACUGUCUCCUGACUUUACCUAAGAGCAUUGGAAAACUUAAGAAGUUGAACAACUUGAAUGCAGACAGAAAUAAACUGGUGUCUUUACCAAAAGAGAUUGGCGGCUGCUGCAACCUCACCGUGUUCUGCGUCCGGGACAACAGACUGACUCGAAUACCUGCGGAGGUGUCGCAGGCCAUGGAACUCCAUGUCCUAGAUGUGGCAGGGAACAGGUUGCGUCAUCUGCCCUUAUCUCUGACGGCUCUGAAGUUGAAAGCCCUGUGGUUAUCCGACAACCAGUCCCAGCCUCUGCUCACGUUCCAGACGGACACAGACCGCACCACAGGGGAGAAGAUCUUAACUUGUGUCUUACUUCCUCAGCUGCCUUCCGAGCCUAUCUCCCAAGAGAGCCUGCCUCGCUGUGGUGCCCUGGAAAGCCUGGUGAAUGACGUCUCUGAGGAUGCCUGGAAUGACCGCACGGUACACAGGGUCAGUGCAAUCCGGUUCUUGGAAGACGAAAAGGAUGAAGACGAAAGCGAAACGAGAACACUUCAGAGGCGGGCCACUCCACACCCGGGGGAGCUGAAGCACAUGAAAAAGACGGUGGAGAAUUUGCGGAACGACAUGAAUGCCGCCAAAGGACUGGAUUCCAACAAAAACGAGGUCAACCACGCCGCCACCGCCGCCGACCGAGUGACCACGUCGGUGUAGCUCUCACCCGCGUUUGGCCUGCUGUGUCUUCCCUGCUGUCAAAAGAGAUGUUCCCGUGCGUGCGACUGAGGAGCCUCCUGCAGCCUGUGUUCACCACCCCGUGCCAGGAUGCUGCUCUCGCACAAAGUGCCUUAAGCAUCCCUCAGUCACUCCGCGUGCCAGUAGCCUCCCAUCCUGAUUGUUUCUCAGUUUCAGUUGUUCCUAAUAAGUAGAAUACACUACUGUCAACAUCUGACCUUCGUUUUUGUCUUAUAUUGGGGUUAGAGAGAGCAGGAAGGGGAAUUACGGCCCUCUCCCCUCUAUUGAGUGCUGGACAUUUUGAACCUAAGUUCUUAUGGACCUACUGAUGAGAGGAAGCUUUAUGUAUGGAAAAAAAAAAGAUACUUUUUUAAACCUUUCUUGGCAGCUCAGAUGGUGUAAAUUUUAAAAUUUUGUAUAGGUAUUUCGUAAACAAAAAUUAUGUAUUUCUUUGUUAUUUUAUCUUGAAGACGGUACAUAUUUUCGUAUUUGUGCAGAGAAACAAAUUAGGCCUAAAGUAUUCGUUUUUAUCUGUACCAUCCACUCCGUGCCUUACUGUAUCAUCCUGUCCUGUCACACCAGUUAUAACAGUGGCAUCCUUGAGCAGCAAGAUGGGAAUAAGAGUGUGGUCAUUUUAAAGCAGUGUUGCAUUUUAAGCAGUAAUGUACCAGAUGGAUCUGCCUGUUAACCAAAAAGAUGAAUUUAUCAGUGAUUUGUAAGUUUCAUCUGGUGACUUCUUCAAAAAGAUGAGCCAAAGGAUUCGACUGCUGCUGUGUCAUUUCACACACUGCCCCUCGUCCUAAGUUCCUGGAAGUGCAGCAUCUGACCGUGCCUACUCCGAAGGCAUGUGUGUGCCGUUUGUAUAAUGAUGUACAGCAGAAAAGCACAGAAAACAAACAAAAAAAAAAACUGGUUCAUAAAGUCAGUGGAUCAAUAACUUAUGUAUUGCAGAAGAAUGACUCUUAAUGAAGAAAGCUUUAAAAGUUUUAUAUCUAGAUAAAAGACCACAAUAAAGCAAAAUAACCUAUACCCUAAUAGAAAUGUUGCUAUCUUUAUACAAGUGCACUUUGAUUUAUAGAUAGUUUUAAUCAAAGCAUAACAAAACACUGCUUCAAGAUUUCCUUUUAAAUCUGCUAAUUUAAGGAGUAUGUUUUUAAUGUGUUUUUGUUGUUUUCUUUUUAUAUAUGCUGUGAUGAAAGAGAAAUUCAAAGUGCCA
Messenger RNA from Peromyscus californicus insignis, 3061 nucleotides. It is a transcript of the gene Lrrc1, whose product is annotated as leucine rich repeat containing 1. NCBI's taxonomy places the organism in Eukaryota, Metazoa, Chordata, Mammalia, Rodentia, Cricetidae. Bases 244 to 1827 code for a protein of 527 amino acids. Gene Ontology annotation, molecular function: protein binding. The record is from RefSeq and is a predicted model, not a curated record. The transcript has 14 exons. Gene Ontology annotation, biological process: neurotransmitter receptor transport postsynaptic membrane to endosome; neurotransmitter receptor transport, endosome to postsynaptic membrane. Gene Ontology annotation, cellular component: adherens junction; postsynaptic membrane; postsynaptic density.